Pantherophis guttatus is the source of this 2233-nucleotide messenger RNA. The record is from RefSeq and is a predicted model, not a curated record. NCBI's taxonomy places the organism in Eukaryota, Metazoa, Chordata, Lepidosauria, Squamata, Colubridae.
CCCACUGAGCCUGCAUAGAGGCUGACACCAUGGAGCUGGCAAGUGCAGUCUCCCUCUUCUUGGUCGCCUCCGUCUCCUGCCUCGUCCUGAUGUUCGUCCGGAGGAAGUCCUCUGCCAGGGGCCGGCUGCCUCCUGGACCCCCUCCUCUGCCUCUGGUUGGGAACUGCCUGCAGAUGAAGGCAUUCAAAACCUUGUCCUCCCUCCUCAAGCUGCGGGAAAAAUACGGCCCCGUCUUCACGGUCUACUUUGGAAACCGCCCGAUUGUGGUCUUGUGUGGCUACGAAGCAGUGAAGGAGGCCCUGAUUGACAAGGCGGAAGAAUUCUCCGGGAGGAAAACCAACCCUACCCUGCAGAAGACCUUCCAGGAUUACGGGGUGGCCUUUGCCAAUGAGGAGCGCUGGAAGCAGCUGCGCCGGUUCUCCCUAACCAUCCUGAGGAAUUUUGGAAUGGGGAAGAAAUCCAUCGAGGAGAGGAUUCAAGAGGAGGCCCGGUUCCUGCUGGAGGAAUUUCAGAAGACCCAAAAGAAGCCCUUCAACCCCAUCUUCUUCCUCAGCUGCGCCGUGUCCAACGUCAUCUGUUCGAUUGUCUUCGGCGAUCGCUUCGAUUACAAAGACAAGGAAUUUCUGGCUCUCAUGAAGAUGAUGAAUGACAGCUUUCGGCAAAUGAGCAACAGCUGGGCUCAGUUCUACGAUAUCUACGCCAACCUCCUGAAAUACUUCCCAGGGCCCCACACCAAGAUCUCUGACAUCCUGGAGGACAUAAGGCUCUUCAUUGCCAGGAGGGUGAAGAAGAACAAGGAGACCCUGGACCCCAACUCUCCCCGGGAUUACAUCGACUGCUUUCUCAUCCAGAUGGAGAAGGAGAAGGACAAUCCAGACAGCGAAUUCAACCAGAAGAACCUAGAGAUGACCACGCUGAGCCUGUUUUUUGGUGGGACGGAGACGAUCAGCUCCACCCUGCGAUACGGAUUUCUGUUGCUGAUGAAGUACCCUGAAGUGCAAGCAAAGAUGCAGGAAGAAAUCGACUGUGUGAUUGGCCAGAACCGGAUCCCCAACAUUGAAGACCGGAGCCAGAUGCCCUACGUGGACGCAGUUAUCCAUGAAGUACAGCGGUUCAGUGACCUCCUCCCCAUGAACGUGCCCCAUGCGGUCACCCGGGACACGGAAUUCAGAGGCUACCUUAUUCCGAAGGGCACAGAAGUCUUUCCCAUGCUCAGCACCGUCUUGCAUGAUGGCACCAAAUUUAAAAGCCCUGAAGGGUUCCACCCGGAGAACUUCCUGGAUGAGAAGGGGUGCCUGAAGAGGAAUGAUGCCUUUGUCCCCUUCUCCGCAGGGAAACGCAUCUGCCUGGGGGAAGGCCUGGCCCGGAUGGAGCUCUUCCUCUUCUUCACCACCAUCCUACAGCGGUUCCGGCUGAAGCCCGUGGUGGAGCCCAAGGACAUCGACCUGACACCCCAGGAAGUCGGCUUUGCCACCAUCCCACCCCUGUACGAGCUCUCGGUCAUCCCCCGCUGAGAGGAGGGAGCCAUGCGGGGGGGCGAGUGUGCCCUGCCUCUGGGCUCCUGUGCUUUUGCACCAGCUGGGCUUUCAGCAAGAGCUGCACGCAGUGGUGAAAUGUAAAAUUUGUUACUACCAGUGAUGUGGGCGUGGCUUGGUGGGGAUGUAAUAUGACUGAGUGGGCAUAGCCAACUUUUUUUUUUUUUUUUACUUUUAAAAUCAUUUUUUCUACAAUCUCUUCGGCUUUUUUUUAACAACCGCGCCAUCAUCAGAGGCUUUUUUUUUUUUUUUACUUUUAAAAGCAUUUUUUCUACAAUCUCUUCGGCUGAAGAGGUUGUUAAAAAAAUGCUAAAGCCUCUGAUGAUCCCAGCUGACUUGCCUGAUUAGCAGAAGCUUUUUUUCCUUUUAAAAACAUUUUUUCUAUAACCUCUUCGGCCAAAGAGGUUGUAGAAAAAAUGCUUUUAAAAAUUAAAAAUAAGCCUCUGACGAUUGCGCGGCUCAGCUGGGCAAUGGGUGGGGGAGAGGAAUUUUUGCUACCAGUUCUCCGAACCACCCGCCUCCAUCGCUACCAGAUCGGGCGACCCGGUCCGAACCGGGAGCAUUUCACCCCUGACUGCACGGUCCCCUUCUCUGCACCCCACCCGGGGCCAGGAUCUCUGAGGGGGAUGGGAAAAAAUACCUCUUCCAGGUGUUUGCCUUGAAAAUAUAAAGCUUUGCAAGGAUGCAGAUGAUCUGAA